Solenopsis invicta (red fire ant) is the source of this 4193-nucleotide messenger RNA. RefSeq names its product ATP-dependent RNA helicase Ddx1 (gene Ddx1). The record is from RefSeq and is a predicted model, not a curated record. Bases 250 to 2433 code for a protein of 727 amino acids. Gene Ontology annotation, molecular function: RNA helicase activity; protein binding; nucleic acid binding. The transcript has 12 exons. NCBI's taxonomy places the organism in Eukaryota, Metazoa, Arthropoda, Insecta, Hymenoptera, Formicidae.
AAUUGUACACUGUCAUUACAGAAAGUGCAGGUGCAGAGUAGUGCAGAAUAAUCUGGCGAAUCUGGCUGAUCUGGCGACGAGCACGAAUAUUGUGAAUUCUAACCUACACGAAAAUAUUGGAAAAUAUAUACUCGCAGACAUAGAGACCGGCUGUUAUACACUUGUCAAUCGUACUUCUAAUUUAAAAAAUUCUACUCUUUAGCAUAAUUUUUUGCAUUUUAUACGUAUCAGGAUAACGAGUGGAAAAAAAUGGCUGCUUUCGAAGAAAUGGGUGUUUUGCCGGAAAUUGCGAAAGCAGUCGAUGAGAUGGAUUGGACACUACCAACAGACGUUCAAGCGGACGCUAUCCCAUUGAUUCUGGGUGGUGGCGAUGUGCUCAUGGCUGCGGAAACUGGUAGUGGAAAAACUGGUGCUUUCUGCUUGCCCAUUUUGCAAAUAGUUUGGGAGACUUUAAAAGAUUUGGAGUCUGGAAAAGGAGUUGGGACAGCCGCCGUUCAACAACCGACACAUUGGGGACUGAGUCUGUUCGAUAGAGGACGAGCCAUGGCGGUAACGCUGGAUGGUUUAAGAUGUCAGAGUAGAGAGCAAAAAGAAUGGCAUGGUUGUCGUGCAAAUAAAGGUGUUUCUGGAAGUGGCAAGUAUUUCUUUGAAGCAACAGUCACAGAUGAAGGCUUGUGUCGAGUAGGCUGGUCAACAUCUCAGGCUGCCUUAGAUUUAGGAACCGAUAAAUUCGGUUAUGGAUUCGGCGGCACGGGAAAAAAGUCGAAUGCAAAGCAAUUCGACAACUAUGGAGAAGCCUUUGGAAUGCACGACGUAAUUGGAUGUUUCCUCGAUUUGGCAAAAGGCGAAAUAAAAUUUACCAAGAAUGGCGUGGAUUUGGGUGUCGCGUUUACGUUAAAUGCACAACAAAAAUCACAGACUUACUAUCCGGCGGUUGUGCUGAAAAACGCUGAGAUGGCCUUUAAUUUUGGAGCGCAACCGUUUAAACACCCACCUCCAAACGACUACGUGGCCGUAUCCUCGGUCCCGAAAGAAUCCGUCAAAUGCAAUACCGUUAAUAGCAAUCAAAGUGCGUCUAGCGAAAGCGGUAAACCGAAAAAUAACGCGCCUCAGGCAAUCAUCAUAGAGCCUUCUCGUGAAUUAGCUGAACAAACUUACAAUCAAAUUCAGAAGUUUAAAACAUUUUUAAAGGAUCCAACAAUUAGAGAAUUACUUGUUAUUGGCGGAGUGAACGUAAAGGAGCAGAUUGCUGUUUUGAAUUCUGGCGUGGACAUAGUAGUUGGGACUCCUGGACGAUUAGAGGAUCUCAUACAAGGCGGUUAUUUGCUGUUAACACAUUGCAGGUUCUUUGUUUUGGACGAAGCUGAUGGGCUACUAAAACAGGGUUACACCGAACUUAUCGAUCGUUUACACAAACAAAUUCCAAAAAUUACGUCAGAUGGCAAAAGAUUGCAAAUGAUUGUGUGCUCAGCAACGUUACACGCGUUCGAAGUUAAAAAGAUGGCUGAACGUUUGAUGCAUUUUCCAACUUGGGUAGAUUUGAAGGGUGAGGACGCAGUGCCCGAGACCGUACAUCAUGUCGUAGUGAUGGUAGAUCCGCAGAAAGAUAGAACGUGGCGUAACUUGAGAAAUUGUAUACAAACUGACGGCGUCCAUGCAAGAGAUGAGGGAUCAAAUGACAUUGCUUGCACGUUAUCGGAAGCUGUAAAGAUACUGAAGGGAGAAUACUGCAUUCGCGCUAUUAAGGAACAUAAAAUGGACCGGGCAUUGAUAUUCUGCAGAACGAAACUCGAUUGCGAUAAUCUCGAGAGAUAUCUGAAGAAAUCUGGUGGACAGCAAUUCUCAUGUGUGUGCCUGCACGGGGACAGAAAGCCCCAGGAGCGUAAGGCUAAUUUGGAAAAGUUUAAACGUCAGGAGGUGAAAUUUUUAAUUUGUACCGACGUGGCUGCCAGAGGAUUGGAUAUCACCGGUCUGCCUUUCAUGAUAAAUGUGACUCUGCCCGAUGAAAAAUCUAAUUAUGUACAUCGCAUUGGAAGAGUUGGUAGAGCUGAGAGAAUGGGUCUGGCCAUUUCCCUGGUCAGUAGCAUUCCAGAGAAAGUAUGGUAUCACGGCGAAUGGUGUCCUUCUCGCGGAAGAAACUGCAACAACACCAAUCUAACCAAUCAAGGUGGCUGUUGCACGUGGUACAAUGAACCUCAAUACUUGGCAGAUAUCGAGGAUCAUUUGAAUGUGACGAUUCAACAAGUCAGUUCGGACAUAAAAGUACCAACGAACGAGUUUGAUGGGAAAGUUACAUAUGGCGAAAAGAGAGUAGCGAUGGGUUCUGAUUACAAAAAUCAUGUUCAACAAAUGGCUCCUAUUGUGGUUGAAUUGGCCGCGCUGGAAUCCAGGGCGCAGGUUGCGUUUUUGAAGACGCAUAUAGCGGAGCGCUGAAGACAGAAUACUCAAAGAUAUUUAACAAGUGAAAUUUCAAUCGAGACUGUCGCAAGUUUAGUAAUAUAAAAUCCUAUCGUAAAUAUUAAAGAAAAUGAAUUAUAAUGUUUAAUUUAUCUAUUUAAAAAUCUAUUUUAUCCAUCAUUGUGCAGUUAUCUUUCUUUCUGUACUUAUGUACUUUCUGAAUCUCUUUUUGCACUUGUAAAAUAUUAUGUUGCAUAAUGAAAAUGAUAAAGUAGCAGUAAAAAAUAAAAUGUGUUUCUUUCUUGUGCAAUACAUUGAAACGAUGUGCGAUUAGAUAUGCCCUAUAAAAAUUGGACCUGACAGCCAAUUGCCACGGAGGCAUCUGUCAUUUAUGUAAGACAUAUGGUAAGUAUUUAUUGUAUCGUUAUAUCCUCAAUAAUUAUCACACUUUCAUUUUACACAUCAUUUUAGUUACACAAAUGUAUGAUACAAUGGCUCUCCUUUUUGCUCUUGUAAUUUUUCUGCAUAUGUAUGUAUGUAUAUAUGUAUAUAUAUAUGCGUGCUUGUGUUUGUGCAUGUUUUUCUUCUCUGUGUUUAUAAUAUAUAUAAUAUUUAGUAUUAGAAUUUACUAAAUGACUUAAUUCUGUUUAAUUACACAUAAUAAUUUAUACACAUAACUCUUAUAUAUUCUCGAAAAAAAAGCAAUGGUAAACGACUAAAGUUAUACAGUAUACAAAUCAUACUGUUCUCUUCUCGCCGCAACUCGGAUACAGCGCGUUUCCGUUUUUUUUUCUUAUUUUUUUUGUUUUAUAACAUGUUAAAGACCUAUAUCUUGCGCGCGACGAAUUUACCGUGUCCGCCUCUUCUUCGCAUACGUAACGAACGAGACACGCACGUCUCUUUACGUUUAUAAAGAUUUACGUCUCCCUUUUCCCUCCCCCUCUUUCUCUCUCUCUCGCGCAGUUAGUUACACGAAUGUUAAUUAAAUCUUUAUAUUCGCUAAAUCAAUUUAUUAAUUCAUUAGCUUUAAGACUUCAUGUAAACAUUUCUUACUCUCUUCUCACCUUUCGCAUAUUCAGCAGACAGUCAUCACAGAAUGAGAAUGAAAUAUUUUCCUCGUAAUCUAGUAACACGUUUAACACAAUCAUGCAUGUAAUCCCAUAUACACUGUCUAAAAUACACGCAACGCAUACCAUUCGAACUGCGCGAUUGAUUCAAUGAAUUGCAUAUAUAUCUAUAUAAUAUAUUUGUGUGUUGUGUGUAUGUGUGUAUAUAUAUAUAUCUAUGUAUAUAAUGUUUAUUUUAUAUUCUACUUAUGUUCGUUCCACGAUUCACAUUCGAAUGGCACCAUCAGAUAUACAACGAUAUACACGCACGCUAAGUGCCUUUAACCAUAUGUGUUUGAUCGUUUGCGUACUUUUACACGGCAGCAUUAUAUAUGUAUAUAUAUAUUUUUUUUUCAUCUGUAUUAAUUGCACUGUACGCGAGGUACUAUUGAUUCACCUCAUCUCGCUCUUUCCUCUUUACAUGUCAAUGUAAUUCCUUCCGACGGAAUUACAAGCCACGCUGGCGAGAAUACAAAGUUAAUGGAAAUCGUGGCACGAACAAUACGAAUUUGAUUUCCUAACGAAUUUCAUAAGUUUGCCAGUCACAUCGUGUUUGCUCUUACUCGACUCAAACGCUCCUAAAUUAGUAUAGCACUUAUUAAACAUCAUCAAAGAGGUAUCUUCUUUCAUGCCUCUCUCUCUCUCUCUCUCUCUCUCUCUCGCGCGCGCGCGCGCGCGCAUCGAUAGUAA